AUAAUAUUGUAAAAAUAUAUGUGUAUUCAUUCCUUUCCCUGUAACAUCUGUUUACAUGUGUUCAGUGGACGAAUGUGCUACUGGAUGAUUAUGUAAAAAUAAUACUGGAAGCUUGAGGGGCUUAUUUGUUAAAAUGUUUUUUAUUCUUUCUUUCUUUCUUUUUUUUUUUUUUUAAAUUCCCAUCUGAGUGGCUGCAGGUCUCUGGAAACAUUAGAGAGGUAUUGGAGCACAGCAUGGUGACGUUGCCUGGAGGGCAGGGGCAGCUUUCAAAUGCUCCAUCCAACCUUUACUCAAGAGUAAACCCACCCUCAAACUGCGUCUCGUGCAGAGGAUGCUCAUCUUUCCUAUCAACAUGUGAAUGUCGCCAAUAACUGGAAAGAACGAAAGAAAGAAAAAGAUGGAGCAACAGGUGGAAAACCAGAGUCAGUCUUUCAACUCCAACACCGUGAGGCUGCCGGCUAAACUCAGCCUGGGGAUGGGUGUGGAUAACUUUAUUUCUCUCAUGAUAUUUGGAGUUAUUUUUAUUCUCGGCGUGCUCGGGAACACGAUGGUGAUCACGGUGCUGGCGCGCAGCAAACCGGGACAGCCGAGGAGCACGACCAACAUCUUCAUCCUCAACCUGAGCGUGGCGGACCUGUCCUACCUCCUCUUCUGCGUCCCCUUCCAGUCCACCAUCUACAUGCUGCCCACAUGGGUGCUCGGGGCUUUCAUUUGCAAGUUCAUCCACUAUUUCUUCACCGUGUCCAUGCUGGUCAGCAUUUUCACUCUGUCUGCGAUGUCCGUGGACCGCUACGUGGCCAUCGUCCACGCCAGGAAAUCGUCCUUGAUCCGGGUGGGGAGGCAUGCCAUGCUCGGCGUGCUGCUGAUCUGGGUCCUGUCCCUGGCCAUGGCAUCGCCUGUGGCGCACUACCAGAGCAUCGUGGAGAGGGAGGACAACAACACGUUCUGCUGGGAGGUCUGGCCGGAUCACCAGAGGAAAGUCUACGUGAUGUGCACCUUCGUGUUCGGGUACCUCCUGCCUCUCACUUUGAUAUCCGUCUGCUACGCAAAGGUUUUAAACCAUCUGCACAAGAAGCUCAAGAACAUCUCCAAAAAAUCUGAACUCUCCAAAAAGAAGACUGCUCAGACCGUGCUGGUGGUGGUCGUGGUCUUCUGUCUGUCCUGGCUGCCCCACCACAUCGUCCACCUGUGGGUGGAGUUCGGCUCGUUCCCCCUGAACCAGGCCUCCUUCGUGUUCAGGAUGGUGGCCCACUGCCUGGCCUACAGCAACUCCUCCGUCAACCCCAUCAUCUACGCCUUCCUCUCCGAGAACUUCAGGAACUCCUACAAGCAGGUGUUCUGGUGCCGGGCGCCCAGCGAGUGUCCUCUGAACGAAACCAGGGACCUCCGCAGCAGGAUGGAGCCGGCGCCGUCCACCAGCUGCAAAGGUCACGACUCUCAGAUCAAUAAGAUGCUUUGAUGCCGUCACCAAAGCACAUGACGCGCUCAGAGAUAAUGGACUUUUUGGAACCUGUGUGAAAACCUGUGUAAAUACUGAUUUAUCCACUGAUAUUUGUUUUUUUAAGUACUGUAAGGAGCAUGAACUGGACUAGUAAUAUCUAGUGUAAUACAUAUUUCUCAAUGCCAUUAGUUGCGUCCUAUAAAUUGAGGGGAGGGGCCUCUGUGCAUCACCCCACAGAUACUUGAUCAGUUUGGGGUCGAGUAAAUCUGGAGGCCAGGUCAACACCUUGUGCUGUUCUUCGUGUUUUUAGAGUUGUUCCUGAAGUGUUUUU
Messenger RNA from Mugil cephalus (flathead mullet), 1772 nucleotides. RefSeq names its product galanin receptor 1a (gene galr1a). Gene Ontology annotation, cellular component: membrane. Gene Ontology annotation, biological process: positive regulation of cytosolic calcium ion concentration; negative regulation of adenylate cyclase activity; G protein-coupled receptor signaling pathway. Bases 359 to 1459 code for a protein of 366 amino acids. NCBI's taxonomy places the organism in Eukaryota, Metazoa, Chordata, Actinopteri, Mugiliformes, Mugilidae. The record is from RefSeq and is a predicted model, not a curated record. The transcript is spliced from 3 exons. Gene Ontology annotation, molecular function: galanin receptor activity.